AUGGAGGUUAUGCGAGUAUGGGCGAGUCACGACAGAGGCACGCGCUCCGACGAGCCUGGUGAAGAAAUUCAACGCCGAUUCAACCCUCGAUGCAUCUCGUUUGGCAGCCGAAUUCCUGCAGAUCACCGCAUUGUCUACGACCAACAGAAGAAGGCAUCACAGUUAGAAUGCAAACACUCAACAUGUGAUGUCGAACCCGAGAAGACUAUCGUCGUGUCUAUCGACGGUGCUUGCCAUCGUAAGGGGAGUCGACCACCUCGGGCCACUUGGGCGGUCUCGUUCGGAAUCAAGUCACCACACAGCGCAAGCGGUCUCCUGUGUUCUUCGUUCCCACAGACCGCGACAUUCGCUAAGAUCGAGGCGCUGUCACAAGCGUUGCGAAUUAUCCAACGGGAGUUCGCCGACGAUCCGGCACAAGGCUUCUUCAUCAGAACGGACUUAGAUAUCCAUGUGGGAGAAAUGUCGGAGUGGAUUGAAGACUGGCUUAUGCGAAUGGGUAACCCGCUGCGUACUAUCCAGUUCCCAAAGACAUGCGGCGACGACGACGUCUGGAUUCCAAGCUCUGAUAUGCUCCACGAGUGA
Annulohypoxylon truncatum is the source of this 582-nucleotide messenger RNA. RefSeq lists its product as uncharacterized. Lineage: Eukaryota; Fungi; Ascomycota; Sordariomycetes; Xylariales; Hypoxylaceae. Gene Ontology annotation, molecular function: nucleic acid binding. The transcript has a single exon. Bases 1 to 582 code for a protein of 193 amino acids. The record is from RefSeq and is a predicted model, not a curated record.